Messenger RNA from Panicum virgatum (switchgrass), 1330 nucleotides. RefSeq names its product probable ribose-5-phosphate isomerase 2. Gene Ontology annotation, biological process: pentose-phosphate shunt, non-oxidative branch. The transcript is spliced from 2 exons. Gene Ontology annotation, molecular function: ribose-5-phosphate isomerase activity. The record is from RefSeq and is a predicted model, not a curated record. Lineage: Eukaryota; Viridiplantae; Streptophyta; Magnoliopsida; Poales; Poaceae. Bases 49 to 831 code for a protein of 260 amino acids.
CGUUCCUGCCGCCUCCCAUUCCCAAAUAUCUCCUCGGCUCCCCUCGCCAUGGGCAGCGCCGCCGCCUCGCCGCCGCCGUCCGGGAAGGUGUCGCAGGACGAGCUCAAGCGCGUGGCGGCGCACCGCGCGGUGGAGUUUGUGGAGCCCGGCAUGACGCUGGGCCUCGGCACGGGUUCCACAGCCGCGCACGCGCUGGACCGCCUGGGUGACCUCCUCCGCGCGGGCGCGCUGCCGGGGGUCGCCGGCGUGCCCACCUCCCUCAAGACGGAGCUCCACGCGGCGCGCGUCGGGAUCCCGCUGCUCCCGCUCGACGCGGCCUCGGGCGCCCGGAUCCGCCUCUCCAUUGACGGCGCCGACGAGGUCGACCCGGACCUCAACCUCGUCAAGGGCCGCGGCGGGUCGCUGCUGCGGGAGAAGAUGAUCGAGGGCGCCGGGGAGCGGUUCGUCGUCAUCGUCGACGAGUCCAAGCUCGUGCCCAGGCUCGGGUGCACGGGCGCCGUCCCCGUCGAGGUCAUCCCAUUCGGCGCGCCCCACACGCUGGGCCUCGUCCGCAAGGUGUUCGACGGAUUGCCGGGUUUCCACGCCAGGCUCAGGACGGUCGUGGACGGCGACCUGGGUUCGGCGCCGUUCGUCACUGACAACGGCAACUACAUCGUCGAGAUGUUCUUCGAGGACGGCAUACGCGGCGACCUGCAAGACAUCAGCGACCGCCUCCUCCGGAUCACCGGCGUCGUCGAGCACGGCAUGUUCCUCGGCAUGGCCACCACCGUCAUCGUCGCCAACAAGGACGGCACCGUCACGUUCCUCCACAGGAAGAGUAAGCUUAUUUAACGAUCAUCGCGCGGCGGAGACGAUCAUCGCGCGGCCAGCCAAGAUCUCUCAUUCCAGCAGCCAAGAAAAAAAAAGGAGAAAAAAAGGCAGUCAAAUUUCUUCGCUAGCCGUCGCCGCGCUUUUGACCUUUACGUUGUGCGAAUAUCUUAUCAGCUGUCCCUGUCUGUUUAUCUGGUGAUGCGGUGAACAUGGACCAGUGCUUUGUGUUCAUCCAUCCAUUGGGCAAUUUGAGCCGUGUGCAGAGGACAUACAAUGACCAUCCUUUGAACAUGGCCCAAUAAACAAGAAAGAAAAUGUCUGGCAAAAGCAAUGUCAACUUGCUGUCCCUUUGAAAUAUGCGAGAAUUUCGCAAACAUUCUGUAUGAUCUGAUAUGAGAGAUGUAUCAGAUAUCCAAUGAGCGGAUGGAUAUGCUUACAUUGCUCUCGACCUUUUGCCAUUUUCCCUGAAAACAGGAGAAAUGGUAUUAAUGUUGUAUUAAGAAUAGGAAAUUUGUGGAGA